AUUUUUUAAAUUAAAUAUAUUUUUAUUUAUAUAAAUUGUAAUAAAUUUUUUGUAAACAUAUAAAAAAUAAAAUAAAUAAUUUUGAAAAUUAAAAAGUUUAGUUUGAAAUUUUAAUUUCAAGCACAGCUUUCCUAUCUCAAGAAUCUUCGCUCUAAACUAGACUCACUGACAGAGAAUGACACAACUAAUAAAACAAUUAAAUAUGUACGUACAUGGAAAACCAAAAAUCGUCGACAAGAAUUUUCGCGCGUUCCGUGAGGAAAAAACAACCCGUAACUCUACAGUUCUACUAUCAGAACACGAGAGGUCUCAGAACUAAACUAAGUAAAUUCUUAACAGCCUCAGCGUGCAGUCAACCAGAUGUCUUGUGCAUAACAGAAUCAUGGCUUCAAACGUCAAUAGCGGAUGGUGAAGUUGUCGACAGGUCUUACAAAAUCUUUAGAAAGGAUAGGGAUCCUAUGAUCAGUGGUUUUGAACGUGGAGGUGGAGUCUUCAUUGCAGUAAAGCGUUCCAUUCAUUCUGAGCUAGUUAUCAUAAACGACAACACCCUGGAACAAGUAUUUAUCAAAAUUAAAGAUUCGUUGUCAUAUAUCUGUGACAAACUACCGGAUGCGAGUCUACUGAUCAUAGGUGACUAUAAUCUUCCCAGCAGUAUAUCAAGGACAGAAUGCACCAAAAUAAUCUACGAAAAUCUAUCCAUGCUUGGAUGCCAGCAAUUCAAUAAUGUCCUAAAUAUUCACCACAAAACCCUGGACUUGUGCUUCAGCAAUGCUGGUAUCGUGCUACGUAAAACACCAGCUAUCAUCGAGGAAGACAAACUUCACCCAGCAAUAGAUAUUACCCUUGAGUUUAACACGCAUCUUAGACCAGAAGUAUCAUCAAGUUAUGUAUUCAAGAAAGCAGAUUAUGACAGCUUAAAUAAUUUUUUCAUCAGAACUAAUUGGAUCGAUCUCUACAAAAUUGAUUAUAUAGAUGAUAAAUUGAAUUGGUUUCACCAAAAGGUGUACGAAGGCGUUGAUAAAUUCGUCCCGCUACACGCUAAAAAACCCAGUAACUAUCUGUGUUGGUUUACCUUGGAACUUAUACGUAAAAUAAAAUUAAAAAACAAGGCACACGCAAUCUACAAACAAAGAAGCACAAGACUCAACUAUAAUAGGUUCACCAGUUUAAGACACGAGUGUAAAGCAUUAAGUGCUAGAUGUUACCGGAAUUAUGUGAUCCAGGUGGAAGACUCCAUCAAGACAGACACCCAAGCCUUCUGGAAAUUCAUCAAGAACAAGAAAAAAAAUAAUACAGAGAUACCGGCGAAAGUACAUUGGAACAAUUCAACAGCGAACACUGGAGAAGAUAUUAGUAACUUAUUUGCAUCUUUCUUUGAGGGUACCUAUACAUCCUCUGAUGCUGAAUACACACAAGAUUCAGAGGCCGUACAUGCAGCUCCAACUAAUCAUGACGGCAAUUUCGGAACAAACUGCAACUUAUCCGACAUGGAUGCUACCUUUGACGUCGUCUUCAAACAGCUAACAUUACUUGAUAUAAAUAAAGGCGCAGGCCCCGAUGGACUACCAAAUAUUUUCCUUCGAGGUUGUGGAGUACCACAAGGCUCCGUACUAAGCCCACUAUUAUGGAAUGUGCUGUAUGACGGGGUGUUACGAUUACCGCUGCCAAAAGAAGCACAGAUAAUUGGCUAUGCGGACGACAUUGCCGUAACGAUCGUUGCUAAAGAGCUCUUCCAGAUACAAAACAUAUGCAAUGAGACCGUGUCGAAAAUCAAAGAAUGGCUUACGAGUACUAAGCUUCAGCUGGCAGGAGAAAAAACAGAGGCAGUGCUCAUCACGAGCAGGAAAAGGCUAGAAACAGUCACACUGAACAUUGAUGGAUUUAACGUUGUAACGCAAAAUUCACUGAGGUACCUUGGUGUUAUGAUCGAUACGAGGCUCAAUUUCAAGGCGCAUAUUGAAAAGGCGUGUGGAAAGGCGGCUAAAGUGACUGCGGUCCUUUCGAGAAUUAUGGCAAACAUUGGUGGCCCAAGUCAAAGGAGGAGAGCUUUGCUGGCUAAAGUUAGCCAAUCAAUGCUUAUGUACGCAGCUCCGAUAUGGGGGACAGCCCUUCGUCAAAAAACCUGUGUCAAUAUGGCCAAAUCUGUGUCCAGGCUAUGCGCCCUUAGAGUUGCCUGUGCGCUUAGAACGGUGUCGCACGAGGCGAGCGCUAUCAUAUCUGGCCUUAUGCCAUCGGAUAUAAUGGCCUCUGAGUUAAGUAGAGUCUACUGUAAAACAAAAGCCAUGAAUAGGAGCCUAACGGCUGACGAGCGCAAAAAGGAGAGGAAGACAAGUCUCGAGGAGUGGCAUAAGCAAUGGGACGCGGCAGACAAAGGAAAAUGGACAUACAGGCUUAUUAAGAAUGUGCCGGCCUGGAUUGACAGACAACACAGAGACAGAUUUCUACUUAACGCUUUUCUCAUCGGGCCAUGGCUGUUUCAGGGAAUACCUGCACAGAUUUGGCACGAUGACGAAACACACUGUUCGUUCUGUGGAAAUGCCUCAGAAAACGCAGAGCACAUCUUUUUCUUCUGCACGAGGUUUGCAGUGGAGAGAGAGACCAUAGAAAACUUAACAAAUGAAAGGAUGACGCCCGACAGCAUAGUUAGUCACAUGCUGCGAUCACAACUGGUGUAG
Molecule: messenger RNA, 2675 nt
Organism: Bactrocera neohumeralis
Lineage: Eukaryota; Metazoa; Arthropoda; Insecta; Diptera; Tephritidae
Exons: 3
Coding region: 213-2675 (820 amino acids)
Source: RefSeq, a predicted model, not a curated record